CAUACACGGUAGACCUAAAUCAUGUGGAUGUUAAUUUAUGCUGUCGGGUUUUCGCAGAGUGAGAGGUAACAGAGAAGACUCAAGGGUCUAUACCUAACCGGCGGCCAUAACACUUCGUAAAAUGGGGCAUUCUAUACUUCUUUAUUAAUAAAAUCCUAUCCCACCGGACUUUAUGGAGCAAAUCAGUAAACUUUCCAAAUGACGACGCUGAUUGCUUAAAUUUUGACUGAAGUGGGACAGUUUUAUAUAGAUAUGGCCGAUCGGGAUCGAAAUAAGAAAGUCCUCUUGGAUUUGGCUAAACAACCUAACAACAACCGUUGCGCAGACUGCGGAGCCCCAGAGCCGGACUGGGCGUCCUAUAAGUUAGGCAUCUUUGUAUGCCUGAACUGUUCUGGGACUCAUCGCAAUCUACCUGCAAUCAGCCGCAUUAAGUCCAUACGUUUAGACUACUGGGAUGAUGACGUGGUGGAGUUCAUGAAAGCCAAUGGUAAUGCUGCAGCCGGGACUAUUUAUGAAAGAGCAGUUCCUGCCUUCUACUACAGACCACAAGAACAUGACUGUGUAGUUUUGAGGGAACAGUGGAUAAGAGCCAAGUAUGAGAGGCGGGAAUUCACAGAGGAGAACUCACACCUUCAACAGGCCUACUGUUCAGGCUUCUAUGAAGGCACCCUGUGGAAGAAGGGGAAGGACAGCAAGCAGUUCCUGAAAAGGAAAUUCAUUCUCUCGGAGAAGGAUUUCACCCUAAAGUACUUCUCCAGGGAGGAUGAGUCGAAAGGCCCCAAAGCCGUUAUCGCCAUAAAGGAUCUGAACACCGUUUUCCAGCCGGAGAAGAUAGGCCACCUGCACGGGCUGCAGAUCACGUACCUGCAAGAGGAGCACACCAGAAACAUGUUUGUGUACCACGACAGUGGACAGGAAAUUGUUUCCUGGUUCAAUGCAAUCCGGGCUGUACGGUUUUCUUAUCUGAAGACAGCCUUCCCCACAGCUACUGACGAUGAACUAAUACCCCGGAUUACUAGAAGUUACUUAAAGGAAGGUUAUAUGGAGAAAACAGGUCCGAUGCAACGGGAACCGUUCAAAAAGAGGUGGUUCAUCCUGAAUUCAAAUGACAGAAAACUGCUCUACUUCAAAACUCCGCUGGAUGCAGUGGAGCUUGGGUCGGUGUUCAUAGGCACCGAGAGCCACGGCUACUCGGUGAGAGAGAGCCAGCCCCAGCGGACGCGGGGGAACAAGUGGAAGUGCGGCGUGACGGUGGAGACUCCGGACCGGCGGUUUGUCUUCAUGUGCGAGCAGGAGCUCGACCAGAGGGAGUGGGUGGAGUCCUUCAGGCUGGUCAUGUCCCAGCCCAUGACCCCUCAGCACUACAACACUGAAGCCAAUAUGAAGAGGAGGAAAUGACGGGAGAAAUCGGGAAAAAAAAGACAAGAAGCAGAAGAAAAAUAUAUGAAGAAAAAGGGAGGAAAAGAGAACAAGAAAAAAAAAAAAAAAAGACCCACUUGCACUCGUGCUUACUCCCAGAAAGCUCUCAGCUCUGAUACAGAGGACACAAGAUUUGGAGGAGUCACAUGUAGGGGGAGACACUAUAAAAUUGAUAACACAACCUUUCUCAUGUUUGGAGAUGAGCUACCUUGUUGAAUAGUCUUGAUGAAGAUACAAACUGGUACUUUUAGCAGUAUACAUGCUGUCCCACUUUAUUUUGGUUUUAAAUUUCAUCAGCUUGGACAAAAACUAUGGCUGACAUUCCCAUAAAUUCACAUGUGGAUCACCAAUGAUGGGCUGUUGGAAAAUAGGUUUGGUCUGAGGCAUGUUUAGCACGAUGGACACAAGAACAGGCCUAUACAAUUUCUCCUGUUUAUACAUUUGUAGGAUUAUCAUAAUAUCAUAAGAAACUAUGAACCUUUUUACAGAGCAGAUAUGCACUGACUGGAAUUUUACGGUGGAAUAUGCUCAGAUUGGCCAAAGAUCAUCAGGUGUGUAUCUGAGGAAGAUCCACUUGAAUAGAUGGAGGUUUGUCAGUGCCAUGCUUUCUCUGCUGUUUAGGAAACAUGGUCUCCGUUUGGCUAUUACCUAACAUGGUAUGUUUUUUAAAAAUAUGCUCAGAUUGAGGAAUGCUUGUCUAUGAAAUGCAAGAUAGUAUUAUCAAUUCAGUUAGAACUCUCCGAUACAGUAUUAAAAGUGGCAUACGUUUAUUUUCCAGUUUGGAGCAAGAUUGCGACAAGAAUGUUACUUGAAAUAUAUUUUAAAUACUAUUAUUUGUGCAUGCGCUUGUACAAUACUCGUGUGUUUGGUAUAAAAAUGAGGAUUUUACAUUU
Anguilla anguilla (European eel) is the source of this 2312-nucleotide messenger RNA. RefSeq names its product arf-GAP with dual PH domain-containing protein 2-like. Gene Ontology annotation, biological process: positive regulation of GTPase activity. Lineage: Eukaryota; Metazoa; Chordata; Actinopteri; Anguilliformes; Anguillidae. The record is from RefSeq and is a predicted model, not a curated record. The transcript has 11 exons. Gene Ontology annotation, cellular component: intracellular membrane-bounded organelle; plasma membrane. Bases 253 to 1398 code for a protein of 381 amino acids. Gene Ontology annotation, molecular function: phosphatidylinositol bisphosphate binding; GTPase activator activity.